This is a messenger RNA of Ustilaginoidea virens, 471 nucleotides long. RefSeq lists its product as uncharacterized. NCBI's taxonomy places the organism in Eukaryota, Fungi, Ascomycota, Sordariomycetes, Hypocreales, Clavicipitaceae. Bases 1 to 471 code for a protein of 156 amino acids. The record is from RefSeq and is a predicted model, not a curated record. The transcript is spliced from 2 exons.
AUGAAAGCCCUGGUCGUCGUCGCCACAGCCCUCGUCGGCCUUGGUCUAGCUGCUCCUGCUGGAGAAGCGGCCGACUUGCUCGCGGUCAAGCGCAGCCCCGCGCCGCAGCACACCGACAACCUCUUCAAGGCGGCCAAGGCCUCCUUCCGGGAAAAGGCCGUCAGCGACUCCUUCUACAAGCGCGUCAAGUUAUCAUGGGGGUCGAACCUCAUACACGCCUGUGGUUUUGGCUGCAACGGCCCGCCGUUGGCCGUUCUUAUCAAUGAGUAUGUGGCGUUUUUGAAUAUUUAUCUCAGCAAGGGUCAGGAUGAAAAAGCUUCCGACGCCAUGACCCAGUUCGCGCUGGAGGGCUCAAACCCGGAUCACCCGGUCGUAAACGAGCUUCUCUGGCAGACAAUCAUCCAGAUUUCAAAGAAGAUGCAAGUGUACAUGGUGAAGGCGGCGGCCGGAGCGGUCGAAGAUUCCGAAUAG